Molecule: messenger RNA, 1148 nt
Organism: Suillus clintonianus
Lineage: Eukaryota; Fungi; Basidiomycota; Agaricomycetes; Boletales; Suillaceae
Product: ribosomal RNA-processing protein 7-domain-containing protein
Exons: 2
Coding region: 48-989 (313 amino acids)
Biological process (GO): rRNA processing; ribosomal small subunit assembly
Cellular component (GO): CURI complex; UTP-C complex
Molecular function (GO): nucleic acid binding
Source: RefSeq, a predicted model, not a curated record
CAAAAGCCUUCGAUCCAAACAACCUUCUUGUAAAAAUCGCCAUCGCCAUGUCUGGUUUACCAGAAUGUCUGUCGGGUUUCACCGUCAUUCCAGUUGCAUAUCAAAAUUCAUCCCAUUUCAUCUAUGCGCGAGCUCAUGCCACAUCUAAAUCCAAACCGCCAAAACCCAGCAAUGUUUUACCUGCAGAGCGGACGCUUUUCCUAGUGAACGUCCCACCAGAUGCGACAGAGCAUGAGCUCGCACUACUGUUCAAACAUUGCGGGGCAGUAGAGCGUGUCCAAUUUGACUUUAACUCUGCCGACGCUCUUGCUGAGCACGCAGCCGAUUCUGAUGAGGAGAUGGCCGAGGAUGCUGAAAUCCCCGAUACCGAGGCCCGACCUCGAAAGAAAAGGAAGCUCCAAACUUCCGAGCCAACGCCUCCUGAAGUGAUACCCCUCCCCUCCCCGUCCCUUCGCACACUGCACAAAACUGGGUCUUGUGCCCAUCUCAUAUUUCGCGAUUCUUCGUCCAUUGCAAAAGCGAUUUCGGCCCCUACGUCAUCCACGCGAUGGCCAUCUUCGGACGAGCCCCGUGGUCUAUCACACUAUAUGGCAAAAUACGAUGCUGAGCGACCUCCGCUGGAGACUGUCAAAGCUCAUGCAGAUAGUUUUAUGGAACGCUUCGAAUUUGACCUUUUGAAGAAUAAACAAGAUAGCAAGUACCGGAAAGGAGAAGCAGUCGUGGAUGAGGACGGGUUCACACUCGUCAUUAGAGGGGGUGCUUAUGGACAAACGCUUGGUGGAGGUGUGAGCGUUGCGAGCAAGAAGUUCAUGCUCACUGGGCAGACUGGAGGUAGAAGAAAGAAGGAGAAAAAGGAGAAGGAGGCAUUUUAUUCCUUCCAGAAGGCUGAAAAACAACGGAAAGCUAUGCUCGACCUGAAGAAGAACUUCGAGGCGGACAAGGAACGCGUAGAAAAACUGAAGGAAUCACGGCGGUUCAAGCCUUAUUGAUAUCCCACUGUCUUUGCCAUACAUUUAGGGAGGUGGAUCUAGUAUAUCGCGAAUGUAAUAUAAUGUAAGGCCCCCGAGUUUCUCGUCCUAACGGGCGAGUUGUCACUUCGUUCAGCGGGUGUGCUCCGUCAGAGGGUGUACACUCAGCGAUUUCCCUCA